CUGAUGAAGAUUCAGAACAUCCUCUCCCAGCAGAUUCCACCUAGAGACUUGAUGGACGCCAAUGACGGUGGAUUCUCCGAGAUGAAGUUGUUCCUCUACGUCCGGGCAGCUGCCGGGGUUCGCUCAGCGCUGCAGUUAAGGAUUGUUGUUGAUGUUAUGACUACUUUAUAGGGUCUAUAGAUUGCUGGUGAGUAGGCUAAGAGCAGUUAUCUGCUUGUACCUAAAUGUUUAAAAGAAGGUAUACUUAGACAGUUAACUUUAUACUAGUUAGGUUGGCUGCACCACUCUUCUUUUAUAAGUAGAUUACCAUCAAAACAAAGAAUUACCUGAAAAACCUCUCUAACUUCAGCAGUAUUGAUGUACUCCUGACUUGCGACGGGUUUUACGGCGAAAGUAGCGUUUGCCAACGAACAGGGUGGCUACGACUUGCUCACAUACUGCACCAAGCACAUCAUCCAAGCCUUCAACAACAAAACUGCGAUGAUCAAGUUACGAACUUCAUAUACGACUUCUUUACAUUUCUAAAUAAUCUAAAUUCAUGACAACUGGACAUACUGUAAACUGACUCCUGGAAAGUAAUCUAAACGUAAAUUGUUGGCGGAUAUGAAUUCUUCCUUCGUAUUGUACUAGCAAGUCACAGUCCAAUCCGAAUCGAAUAACGUCAUCAUUAUAACAGCAGGCCACCUACUAGAUUUAGAUGCAGUAUCGGAUGCCUGUGCUUCUUUUCGUAGUUGUGUGAUCACCGAUUUCUCCUCCUAACGAUUGUCCUCGGUGGUCCGUGGGAGCGCAUCUUGGUGGCCCAGGGCCCGGCUCCGAUGAUCGUGGAUCUGUAUCUGAAGGUCUGUGAGUUGGAGGGCAACCCUUUUGGCGGUGAACAAGAUCGGCGGCCACAAGGCGUUGCACGACCUCAGUCGCUACGGGUAUAGUACGGAAGUCCGACAAACGGUCACCAUGUUGCUCACGAAGUUGGCGGUGUUCUUAUUCGAGAAAAACCAACCGGCGGCAACCACCGGCGCAGAGGGUGCUAGUGGACAAGCUGCGGGAGCACAGGUGACAGACGUUGUAGCACCAUAAUAUAACCGAUAGCACCACAAUAGAGACUUUACCAAAUAAACUAAAGAUCCAUCAUCUCAAUCACAAUCUAAAAAGCACUUUUUCUUCUUUGUAACUGUCAGAGUUAGUAGACUCAGAGCAUAGGACGGAGUUUCCACACCUAAGCCU
Molecule: messenger RNA, 1221 nt
Organism: Amoebophrya sp. A25
Lineage: Eukaryota; Dinophyceae; Syndiniales; Amoebophryaceae
Source: the annotation of a GenBank genome assembly